AUGAAGACAGAGAGUUUCUCCACCCCCAGUUCUAUUCCCUCUCCAAAAAUCGCUCUGCCCAAGAGUAAUUCGCAAAAUAGCACACCGAAAACCCCUCCAAAUGCACGCAUGCUAUCUCCACCAGGAGCUCCACGUCAACGUCGAUAUCUUCGCUCGGGAGUAACUCAACAAUCAAAUGGAUCAUUUAGAACUCCGCGCAACUUUGGAGAUAGACUGAAUGACACAGCCUAUAGUCCAACACCACGCCCGGGACAGAAUAACAGAGACUCACGCUCUCGUUCACCUCCAAGAGAUCGUGCGCCUGUGUACCGAAGCCGAUCCCCGGUAAAUGACCGUCUGUUUGGCGGACGAUCGACUCAACAGUCAUCUUUCUUGAUCGAAUCCAUUGAACAAGACACCGUUUUGAAUCAUGUACAACCUUCCAGAUCAUACAAUAUGAAUGAGGGAUUUCAGGGUAUGAUAUCCCCAGCAGAUGCCGAGCGUAAGAAGCAAGGUUCUGGAAAAAAAUCGUCCGGACUACCAGAUAAUAAGACUACUCAGACGAAAGCCAAAGACAUCGAUUCAAGUAGCAACAAAAAGUCAUCCAAGGAUUCUAGUGACGAGAAGCGUAGUUUCUGGUCAAAUAAGUCUUCAACAUAG
This is a messenger RNA of Botrytis deweyae, 639 nucleotides long. RefSeq lists its product as uncharacterized. Lineage: Eukaryota; Fungi; Ascomycota; Leotiomycetes; Helotiales; Sclerotiniaceae. The record is from RefSeq and is a predicted model, not a curated record. The transcript has a single exon. Bases 1 to 639 code for a protein of 212 amino acids.